UUUCUAUUAUUUAUAUAUACAUCUCUUAUUUAUAGAACUGUUGUCUAUGAUAGAACCUAUGAUUUUUAACUAUUAUUUUAUGUUGAGCCGAAUAUGGUUUUAUAUAAAUUAUAUUUAAUAUAAUCUAAUGGAUGAUCUUUUCAUAAAAGGAAGAUAUGACUCUCCGAGUGUCUCUUAUUAGUUUAUUUGCAUAUAUGGUCUUGGCGCUGGAGAAGGAAAUGACUAUAAAUGUAGAAGCUGGAAGAGAAGACUGUUUUUACCAGGAAGUAAAAGAAGGAGAGGUAAUUGACUUUGAUUAUCAAGUGAUCGAUGGUGGUCAUGGAGAUUUAGAUGUAACAUUAAGAAUAGCAGACCCAACAGGUAGAAUUCUCAUUGCUGACUUCAAGAAAUCAGAAAACAGUCACCGUUUAGAAGCUUCCUUGACUGGUGAUUACAAGUUCUGCUUUGACAAUACAUACAGUUCUUAUAACACAAAAACAGUUUUUUUUGGAUUACUUCUGGAUGAAGAUGAUAGUGACAGUCAUGAAAUUGUAGAUGUGAGAAGGUUUGAUAAUCUAAUAUCAGAGAAACAGUUUGACUUCAAAAUUGAUGAUGUCAUGGGCCCUUUGGCCAUAGUAAAGGAUCAUUUAAUAAAAGCAAGACGUUUACAAGAAAUAAUGAAGUCUUUUGAAGCUAGGGAUCGUAACAUUGCUGAAGAAAAUAAUUAUAAGAUAAAUUUCUUUUCGUUAGUGCAGAUUUUAGUAAUGCUAUCAGUUGGGAUGGUUCAGAUGAUUAUGUUAAAAAGCUUAUUUAAUGUAGACUCUAAAGUACAAAAACUAUGGAAAAAAAUUGAUCCAAACUGAUUUAUGUACAAAUUUAUUAUUCUAUUUUAUAUGUUGUGCCAUGUUUUAUAUUAAUAUUCUGAUAGCAUGUACAGUAGUUUUUGUCUUAUCUUAAUUUUUCCAUCUAAUAAAGUGUUUUUUAUUUUAAAUCAA
This is a messenger RNA of Agrilus planipennis (emerald ash borer), 974 nucleotides long. It is a transcript of the gene opm, whose product is annotated as transmembrane emp24 domain-containing protein 5. Gene Ontology annotation, biological process: endoplasmic reticulum to Golgi vesicle-mediated transport; Golgi organization; intracellular protein transport. Bases 156 to 842 code for a protein of 228 amino acids. NCBI's taxonomy places the organism in Eukaryota, Metazoa, Arthropoda, Insecta, Coleoptera, Buprestidae. The transcript has 2 exons. Gene Ontology annotation, cellular component: endoplasmic reticulum-Golgi intermediate compartment; Golgi apparatus; COPII-coated ER to Golgi transport vesicle. The record is from RefSeq and is a predicted model, not a curated record.